Messenger RNA from Linderina pennispora, 924 nucleotides. RefSeq lists its product as uncharacterized. The record is from RefSeq and is a predicted model, not a curated record. The annotation marks the transcript as partial. NCBI's taxonomy places the organism in Eukaryota, Fungi, Kickxellomycota, Kickxellomycetes, Kickxellales, Kickxellaceae. Gene Ontology annotation, cellular component: membrane; cytoplasm. The transcript has 2 exons. Gene Ontology annotation, molecular function: metalloendopeptidase activity. Gene Ontology annotation, biological process: membrane protein intracellular domain proteolysis; regulation of response to endoplasmic reticulum stress.
CUAUCGCACAUCUGGUACUAUCUGCUGUCUUUGGCUAUCUGUGCCAUCGUGCACGAGCUCGGCCAUGCGCUAGCCGCUGCCUGGUCAUACAUCCCUUUACGCAGAUUCGGAGUCUUCAUCAUGGGCAUAUACCCGGGGGCCUUUGUCGAUCUGUCCAAGGACGACAUGGACAAGGCGCCUGUGCUGCAGCAGCUGCGUGUUGUGUGUGCGGGCGUCUGGCACAACGCAGUCACGGCCAUGCUGAUCUACCUGUUGGUGUAUUCGGGUGGGCUCUCCCGGAGCUUUGAGUUCGCCGGCUGGCAAAAGAUCGACGGCGUGGCAAUCAUGGAUAUCGAGCAUACGUCGCCUUUAUUUGGAAGAAUUCCGGUGCUCAGUACAAUCUACCGAAUCGACGAUGUGGACUUGUCUGGGAAAUCCGGGCCCUCGCCGAUUGCCCGGUGGACCCGGGCGCUGACUGCGACCCAGGCUAACCAGGACACAGCCGAAAGCGGGUUCUGCGUCACUAGCGAGGAGAAUGUCGAUGACGGGCUCUGCUGCGAAAUGUCGCCCCAGUACCCGAUGGGCGAAAGCCCGGACACGGACAUUUUCUGCUUCGAGCCGGUUCUAUUGCUGGAUCCGGCCGACCCGCCAACCCGAUCCACAAUGUGCUUUGACCUGCGCGACGUCCUGGAGCGCACCGGCCAGCACCGCUGCAGGUCCAGCAGUGAGUGUCCAGGUCGCCACGCCGCAUGCGUCUUGCCCAGGUCGCCGUACCAGUCGAGCCGGGUCGCUCGCAUCUACUACACGAAACCCGACAUGACCAACGAAAUGACCAUAUAUGUCGGGUCUCUUUCCCAGCUCUGGCUCGACGUGCAUGCCAGCUCGCUGGUCCCAAGGCACUCGUGGCUGCCCCAGCGUAUUCCGUCCUGGACCGAGUCGCUGCUG